AUGCCUCUAAAACGCACUCCUCCGAACACAAUGUCAUCUGUUACUAACACCCAGUAUCCAACAGAAAAUUAUUUAAAUGACUCCUCGGACACCGAAGCACAAACAAGUAAAAUUAUAUGUAGUACUAAAAGGAAAAGAGGUAGAAAGGAGAAAAAACAACAAGAAUGUGACUGUAAAUUUUCACAGUCCUUAGAAGAAUUUAGAAAGGAACAACAAGCUAACUUUAAUAUUUUACGAUCGGCGUUUGAAGAAUUGAAGGAACAAAGUAUUAAAUUGCGGGAAUCAGUUGAAUUUGUAGCGGCAAAAUAUGAUGAAGCGAUACAAAAAAUAAAACAAAUGGAAGAAGAAAGGUCAAAUGACCAAAAGCAGAUGAUAUUGUUAGAUAUUAUCCCGGACCAGUUGGAGCGCCUUACCAGGUCAUCUAGUCUAGAAAUUCACAAUGUGCCUAAACAAUCAGGUGAAACAAAAAAUGACUUAUUUAACAUAGUAGCUAACUUAAGCAAAGCGGUUAGUCUACCAAUUCAAUAUCAUGACGUAUAUGACGUGUUCCGUAUCAAUGGGAAAUCACAAAAUAAGUCGAUUAUUGUCGAGUUUACCUCCGUUUUAUUGAAAGAAAAAAUAGAGAAAAAUAUAAAGAUAUUUAAUAAGGAACACAAAAAUGAAAAACUUAAUACAGGACAUUUACAAAUCACCGGGCCAAAAAUGCCAAUAUAUGUCUCAGAAAAUCUUCCACCGCGAACAAGAAGGUUAUUCUUCCUGGCACGGGAAUUUGCAGCUGCGUAUAAAUACAAAUAUUGCUGGUCUGCGCAUGGAAGAAUUUUCUUAAGGAAAACUGAUGGUGCCCAAUUCUUACGAGUUAACUGCGAGGAAGAUAUUGCAAAGUUGAGAAAAAAACAAUGA
Molecule: messenger RNA, 900 nt
Organism: Parnassius mnemosyne (clouded apollo)
Lineage: Eukaryota; Metazoa; Arthropoda; Insecta; Lepidoptera; Papilionidae
Source: the annotation of a GenBank genome assembly